AUGUAUCAUACAGAACGUGAUAUACUCUAUUUCAGUGAUGUUCUUGUGAUUCUCUUUGCCACAAGUAUCUAUGAAAAUAUUCGCUUUGGUAAGGAAAGUGCAACAAGAAUCGAGAUUGAAGAAGCAGCACGUCAGGCCAAUGCACAUGAUUUUAUUAUGCAAUUACCUGAAAAGUAUGAUACAAUCGUCGGUGAACGUGGUGUUCAAUUGAGUGGUGGUGAAAAGCAACGUGUGGCUUUAGCUCGUGCUCUUGUCAAGCAGCCAGCCUUGCUAUUGUUGGACGAAGCAACAAGUGCUCUUGAUAAUACUAAUGAGAAGAUCGUCCAAGAAGCACUCGAUCGAGCUUGUACAGCGGAGCGCAUUCGACAUCAUAACUAUAGUGAACUCGAUGAUGGAGAUAAAUACACUGCGUUUGCUGUAUCUGGUUCGAAAUUGACUGAUCGUAUUCGUUCUAAAGCUUUUGCACACCUUCUGCGUCAAGAAGUUGGUUUCUUUGAUCGUCUUGAAAACAGUUCUGGAGCUAUUUGUAAUCGUCUCUCAUCUGAUGCGUUAAAUGUUCAGCAGAUGGCUGGUUUUCGUCUAGGCAUCAUUUGUGAGUCAAUCGCGACUUUUGGAAUUGGUGUUGUUCUCGGAGUUUUGGUCAGUUGGCAAUUGACUUUAACUAUAGUCUUCUAUGUUGUUUCUUUAAUUGUGUUCGCUGCCAUGCAAAUACGUUGGCAAGCACGAUGGAAUAAACACUCUGAUGGUAUUCUUGAAUUAGCAAGUUCGGUGAGAGCAACGUUUCGAUUACAAUAUUAUGUACAUUGA
Molecule: messenger RNA, 807 nt
Organism: Rotaria sp. Silwood1
Lineage: Eukaryota; Metazoa; Rotifera; Eurotatoria; Philodinida; Philodinidae
Source: the annotation of a GenBank genome assembly